This is a messenger RNA of Pogoniulus pusillus (Red-fronted tinkerbird), 3878 nucleotides long. RefSeq names its product zinc finger protein 628-like. Gene Ontology annotation, molecular function: DNA-binding transcription factor activity, RNA polymerase II-specific; RNA polymerase II cis-regulatory region sequence-specific DNA binding. Gene Ontology annotation, biological process: regulation of transcription by RNA polymerase II. Lineage: Eukaryota; Metazoa; Chordata; Aves; Piciformes; Lybiidae. Bases 134 to 3532 code for a protein of 1132 amino acids. The transcript is spliced from 2 exons. The record is from RefSeq and is a predicted model, not a curated record.
AGGAGGAGGGGGCGGGCGAGAGGCUGCGGCGGCGAGCGCAGGCCCUGCCCCCGGCCCCGGGCCCUGCCGGUACUCUGAGCCCCGCAGCCGGCAGCAGCCUCUGCGCCGAGCCCUCGUCCGCAGGGCGCUCACCAUGGCAGGAGUGACGCCGUCCCCGGUGGUGCCCGUGGGCUCCCGAGCCGGGCCGAGCCCCCCAGGCAGCGCCGAGCAACCUUACUGCUGCCGCGAGUGCGGCAAAGCCUUCCGCUGGUCCUCGCGCCUGGCGCACCACCAGCGCAGCCACACGGGCGAGCGCCCCUACAAGUGCCCCGAGUGCCCCAAGGCCUUCAAGGGCUCCUCCGCCCUCCUCUACCACCAGCGCGGGCACACGGGCGAGCGGCCCUACGCCUGCCCGCAGUGCCCCAAGGCCUUCAAGCGCUCCUCCCUGCUGCAGACCCACCAGCGGGUGCACACGGGGCUGCGCGCCUUCCAGUGCGCCCACUGCGGCCUCACCUUCAAGUGGGCCUCGCACUACCAGUACCACCUGCGCCAGCACACGGGCGAGCGGCCCUACCGCUGCCCCGCCUGCCCCAAGGCCUUCAAGAACUCCUCCAGCCUACGCCGCCACCGCCACACCCACACAGGCGAGCGGCCCCAUGCCUGCCCCGUCUGCGGCAAGGCCUUCGCCCAGGCCACCAAUCUGCGGCAGCACCAGCGGGUGCACACGGGCGAGCGGCCCUAUGCCUGCCCGCAGUGCGGCAAGGCCUUCACCCACUCCUCCAACCUGCUCCUGCACCGCCGCACCCACACCACUGCCACCGCCACUGCCCAGCCCCAUGAGUGCCCAACCUGCGCCAAGGCCUUUGUGUCCGACACCUGCCUGCAGAAGCACCUCCAGACCCAUGCUGCUGCUGCUGCUGCUGCUGCUGCUGCCACUGCAGUGCCACCGCUGCUGCCACCACCCACCGCGGCAGCACCCAAAGUGCUCUGGAGGUGCUCCAGCUGCCCACUGAGCUUUGCCAGCGAGGAGUUGCUGCUGAGCCAUCAGAGCAGCCACUCGGUGGCAGCAGCAGCAGCGGUGGCAGCGACUCCCUCCUCAGCCUCCCCUCACCGCUGCCCUACCUGCGGCAAGACCUUCAAGAACGGUUCUGGGCUGGCACGGCACCGGCACGGCCACGCUGCUGAGCGGCCCUUCAAGUGCUCCCUCUGCCCCAAGACCUUUGCGCAGCAGGCAGGGCUGCUGGGCCACCAACGCAGCCACCCCACGGCCACCGCUGCCGUCCUGCCCCACGCUGCCCCCGAGCCUACUCACCUGGCGGCCACCUCGCAACCGGCACCGGAGCGCCCCUACCGGUGCACUGAGUGUGGCAAAGCCUUCAAGGGUUCCUCAGGGCUGCGCUACCACAUGCGGGACCACACGGGCGAGCGGCCCUACGCCUGCCCACAGUGCCCCAAGGCCUUCAAGCGCUCCUCCCUGCUGCAGAUCCACCAGCGGGUGCACACGGGGCUGCGCGCCUUCCAGUGCGCCCACUGCGGCCUCACCUUCAAGUGGGCCUCGCACUACCAGUACCACCUGCGCCAGCACACGGGCGAGCGGCCCUACCGCUGCCCCGACUGCCCCAAGGCCUUCAAGAACACCUCCUGCCUGCGCCGCCACCGCCAGCUGCACACGGGCGAGCGGCCCCACGCCUGCCCCGUCUGCGGCAAGGCCUUCGCCCAGACCUCCAACCUGCGGCAGCACCAGCGGGUGCACACGGGCGAGCGGCCCUACGCCUGCCCGCAGUGCGGCAAGGCCUUCACCCACUCCUCCAACCUGCAGCUCCACCGCCGCACCCACUCCGCCACCCGCCCCUACCGCUGCUCGCUCUGCCCCAAGGCCUUCGUCAUGGCCUCCUACCUCCAGCGCCACCUCCGCACCCACACCCCCGCUGCCUCCCGUGGGACCCCUGCCCGGCCUGUUCCGCCUCCUCCUGCCGCCAUUGCCACCACUGCUGCCGCCACCGAAGGCCAAACCUUCCUGCUGGUGCAGACCCCCCAGGGCCUGCAGCUCAUCCCCAGCCCUCCGGCCCCACCCCCCCAGCAGAAGCUCCUGCUGCUGCCCACCCCCACGGCAGAGCCCUCAGCCUUCACCCUGCUUCCCACUGAGGGGCCCACGCCCUGCUUGGGCAAGGGUCCCCAGGUGCCCCCUGCCGCCGGGCAGAGCAUCCUGGUGGUGUCAGGCACAGGGCAGGUGCUGCCGGGGGUCCAGCUGCAGGCAGUGGCAGGGGCCUCGGCAGGGACCAGCCUCAUCGUCCUGAGGGGUGGCAUUGGUGGCGUCGUGCCCCCGCGGGGACCGCAGCCCCCCGAGGUCCAGCUGCAGGCCGCUGAGGUGACCAACGUCCAGCUGCAGGCCUUGCCCCAGCCCUUGGAGGUGACCAACAUCCAGCUGCAGGCCCUGCCCCAGCCCUCCGAGGUCACCAACAUCCAGCUGCAGGCCCUGCCCCAGCCCUUGGAUGUCUCCAACAUCCAGCUGCAGGCCACUGAGGUCACCAACAUCCAGCUGCAGGCCCUGCCACAGCCUUCAGAGGUCUCCAGCAUCCACCUGGAGGCCACAGAGGAGGCAGAUGUCCACCUGGAGGCCACAGAGGUGCCCAGCAUCCAUCUGGAGGCCACAGAAGUGCCCAGGAUUCAUCUUCAGGCCACAGAGGUGGCAGAUGUCCACCUGGAGCCUGCAGAGGUGUCCAGCAUCCACGCUGAGGCCACAGAGGUGGCAGAUGUCCAGCUCGAAGCAACAGAGGUGCCCAGCGUCCAUCUGGAGGCCACAGAGGUGGGAGAUGUCCACCUGGAGGCCACAGAGGUGGGAGAUGUCCAUCUGGAGGCCACGGAGGUGCCCAGCGUCCAUCUAGAGGCAUCGGAGAUGUCAGAAGUCCUCCUGCAGGCCACAGAGGUCCCAGAUGUGCACCUCCGGAGCGCUGCAGUGCCCAACGUCUGCCUGCGGAGUGCUGCAGUGCCCAGCACACAGCUGCAGCCCUCAGCGGGGGCAGAUGUUCACCUGCAGACCACCACUGCAGUGCCCAGUGCCCAGCUGCAGCCCUCAGCGGGGGCAGAUGUUCACCUGCAGACCACCACUGCAGUGCCCAGUGCCCAGCUGCAGCCCCCAGAGGUGGCAGAUGUUCACUUCCAGACCACUGCUGCAGUGCCCAGUGCCCAUCUGCAGCCCCCAGCAGUGGCAGAUGUUCACCUGCAGACCACUGCCAAGGGCCCUGACCUCCAGCUGCAGGCCGUGGAGCUCCCCAGCAUCCACCUCCAGUGUCCAUCUCCAGCUGUGCUGCUGCUGCGGGGGGCCGAGGGGACCCCUGCCCACCUCUGCCUGCAGGCCCUGGCCCAGCUGCCCCCCCCCGGCGCCCCUCAGAUCCUCCUGGUGCAGGGCGAGGUGGUGCCGGGGGGCAGCAGCGGGGGGCAGCCCCACACCCCUGCCCGGGGGGUGAGCGGAGGUGGCAGCGGUGGGGGGGGAGCAGAGUCGGGCCCCCCUGCCCCGGAGCUGCCCACGGUGCCGCUGGUUCACACCUUCUGAGACUGGGCAGGGCCGGGGGGGGACUGCUUCGGGGUCCCCCUGAGACUGCUGCUGUGGAGCCAGAGAUGAGGGUGGGGAGGGGUGGGGGCGGGGCUGGAACCCCAAAGUCCCCCCAGGACCGCCCCAGGACCGCCCCAGGGCUCCCUGAGCGGUGACUGUGCUGCAGCCGGGGGGGGUUGCUGCUGGAGGGCUCUGCCCUGGAGCGCCGCUAGGGGGAGCGCUCUGGGGGUGCCGCUGGCGAGGUCAAUAAACGGUGCCCGCCCCCUCCCCUCCGCUCAGCCAAUCAGCGCUCAGCAGGUUCGCCGGCGGUGGGGGCGUUGCUAGGGGCGGGGCCUCUGCCAGAGGA